AGUUUCGUAGGUUUGUUGCUGCAAAAAUCAACAGUGGAAAACUUACCCAAAUGUAAGUUAAUUUCUGUAUUUUACGGCUGUAAUUUCCCAGAAAUGUCUAAAAGUAUCUGCAGUUAAUAAUUAUUUUAAAUUAAGAUCAAUUCUUCCGCGAGAAAAGUUAACUUUUGACGAUGCGAAUGUGCUGAUGUUGUUGCUAUGAUCAUGUAAACACCGUAUUACAAACGAUCGCCAUUUGCAUUGAGAAUGACAUUGAAUAACCACAACUUUUUAUUACAAGCAGUCGUUGAACCCGUGUUUUUGCUUUAAAUUUUUUUUUUCUGCUCCAGGAUUCGUCCUUUAUUUGUUUUGCAGAAAUUUCCAAACUAAAAAAAAGACAAAAAUUCUAAUUCGCCCUUCACGAAUUUGAUGUUUGACGAAAAUUGUUACCAUUACUUCUCCUGCGAGCCCUAACCAUUAAAAACAGAGCUUUAAUGUGUAAUAUUUUUGCACUUAUAAUGAUUUAAAUGUUUUUGGAAUUACGCUGAGUAACAAUGUACACUACGUGUACAAUACUCAGCCGAGGAUGGCCUUAAUUAUCACAAGUAGCUGUAACAUAUUUUGAUCUGUUAUGAUGUACUCGUUUUUAAAAGUUUACCACAGAAAUUUAGGAGCAGCUAAAAAGUAGAGGGCUACUGAUUUCCUACCUUUUACCAGUCUUUGAAGAACAAGGAGUAACACUGAAAAGGUUAUUAAACCCUUUAACUCCUAAGAAUGACUAGCAUCUAAUGUAAUUUCUCCUUACAAUAUCACCCCUGAAUCAAACAUUAAGGUCAUGAGAAUUAAUGAAAUGAUCACCUACUAAAGAAGCUCCACAUUGCUAACCAAAUUCUCUUGGUCAGCACCUUAGAAAAUGUAUAGAGAACAGUAUGGAGAAUAUGCAUACUGAUGUUAAAGGUUAAUUAUUGUUAUUUAGGGGAUGUGAGUGAGUGGUCCUGAAUUCAUGACUCAAAAAUUAGGAUUAAAAGCUACAAUUAUCAUUUCACAUUAAAAAAUCUUGAAAUGUUUACUAGCUCAGUCCCUUGGGUUUAUCAGCUAUUUUUGGCUAUGCUUUAGUUUAAAAUAACUUAUUGAUAAAAAUGAAAUAAAAUUAGGUUAGCUGUAGCUACUUUCUUUGCUCUGAAAUAAGUACGCGUAGAUUACCUUAUUCCUUGAACAAUGAAGAUACAAGUCAAACUAGUUUAACUCUUUCACUCCCAAAAUAUAAAUUUGAGUAUUCCUUAAUGAGUGACCUUAUAUAAUGAAGAUACAAAUCAAACUAGUUUAACUCUUUCACUCCCAGGAUAUAAAUAUGAGCAACCUUGAGGCCAUUACAUUUCUUUCAGUGGUAGUUCUAAGAAUUUAGUCUUAUACCAAAGGAGUAACCCUUAGUUGAGAAUUGAAUCAACCACCAAAUUCUCAGAUCUAAUAUUAUGAGUGAUGAAUGAAAAACAAAGUAUAGAAUCACUGUUUAGAUCUUGCAAGGGAAAGAGUUAACCCUUCAACUCCCACGAGUGAUCAAGAGAGAACCUCUCCUUAAAAUAUCAGUACAAUAUCAAGUGGAAAAGUAAUGAGAAUAAAGCAGAAGUUAAUUUAGGGGACCUUAAGUUGAUCCAAUACUAAAUUCUCUCAAGUAAUAUCAAAAGAUUGUAUGGCAGACAGUAGGAAGAAUUACUAAAUAAAUUAGAUUUUGGGAGUGAAAGAGUCAAGGUACGUCACAGUAGAUCUACCAUCAUUUCUAUCAUCAUUUCUGUUAUUUUUAACAAAUUGAAUUAAUAUGAAUGUUAUCAACCUGAAUUGCAAUUAUAUUUAGUUAGUACAAAAGGUAGUCAAGACAUUUCUCAAAGAGGAUAGCAUUUGGUAGAUGGUAAAAAUAUUAUUUGUUAAAACUGUAGGAGUGAUUUUGGACGUCCACCUUCUGCACGAGGUUACAGACCACCUUCUGGGAAAGGAAUGAGACCAGGAAGUGGAGCAAGAGGAAGGAUGCCCCCAAGCUGUAUCCAAUUUUUAUUAAGGUUUAAUUUUAGAUUUUUGCUAAGCUCAGAUGGAUGUAGAGACAGUAUUUAAUCAAGAAGCCUGGCCACUAAGAUUGAAAAGUAUAACAUGAUUUGAAGGCUGUUUGGGUCACAGGGUACUUUGAGAGCAGCUUUUUCAUGCAGUAUCUUAACCUAUUAACUCCCAAGAUCUUAUCAAUAAGUCUCCCUUUCGUAAUACAUUCACAUCUCUUUGCCCACCUUUCAACCCUCAGAAGAGAGUCAGUACCCUGAGAGUCAGUAUUGGGAACGUAUUGAGAACAGUGUGAACAGUAUGCAUACCAAUGUUAAGCUGUGCGGGGUUAAUUAGACAAAAGAAUGAUAGUAGGUGUCAUUUCAAGAUAACAACUCCCAGCUGAUAUUUUUCUUAGUUCUCAUCAUCUGUUUGCAAGGCAGUGUCUUAAAAUCAUAAUGAGAAAUUACUUAUUAAUUACAUCUGUGAAUUAAAGGUUAAAGUGAACCUUUUAGGGCAAGACAAAAAAAAUUAUACCCAAGAUUGUGAUGAUUUGAAAAUAUUACCGGUAAUUAGCAAAUGUAUGCAGUAGUAAGAGCAUGACUGAAUGAUUGAGGGGUGUAUCCAUGCAUUCUUGAUUCCUUGACAAAUAUUUUUACAACAUAUAACAGCUAUGGGAAGACCUCCAGGUAAUGAAUGAAGUAAACCCAUUGAAUUCAUAAAGCGUCUACAUGUACUUGAAGUAUGAAAUGUAGAAAGAGGACAGAAAAUUAAGCUGCUGAAUUUAAUUAAAUAAAAUUGCUUUGUUGCUAUGGCAUGGAAAGAAAUGUUAUGUCUCUGAUAGAGGUUGCAUGCAGAUUAGCUCUGGAUGGUGGAACAGAUUUUGAGAAGGAUUUGGUUUGUUAUUGUGCAUUUAUUCUAGUUUUUCAAGGCUUUGAGUAUUGUUGAAACAAGCCAACCAAAUUUAUUGAUUCAAUUUAGGUAUUUAAAGGGAUUUACAAUGCACUGAAAUAUGGGGUGGCAUUAAACACUAACAUCUUUUUUUAUUUGUAAUUUUUCUACUCAGAAAUUCAAAGAGACUGAAAUAAUAUGUUGAACCAGGUCUGUUACAACUGAUCUAUAGCAGUUGUAACCUUUAUUAACUAUUAAAAAAUUGAUAUUCUACUCUCUUAAGGUACUGCUGCAAUGAGACUGCCUCCAGGAACUGGAAUGGUAAGUGCUAUCUUUUACUGACAAAUGCCAAGCUAGAGGUGAAAGGUAAUUUUUAUUGCUAAAUUACCGCACAAAAUUAAAUUAACCUAUUUAGUCGCCUCUCUGGUGGGGCAAGCUUUGCACCUCACAAAGAAAGAGUCUGUCUUGUUAGAAUACCCAUCCUGUAGUUAAAGCAGCAAUUAUAGGAUGAACAAAGGUAAACCUGGUGACCUCAUGGCGUAUAUGUUGCUGGGUUCAACAGUGGGAUGAUAACAUGUUGUGGUGUUGUCAGGAAAAAGGUAGAAAUGUAACUAACUUGUGAGUAAUAUUAUAAUUAAUGUAGUAACUGGAUGAAAUUUUGUUAAUUUGAACCUUAUAUUCAACAGGCCCCAGGCACUGCCAGGCCAGGAUCAAGAGCUGGUGAAUUGGGUGGAGGUGAAGAAUGUCAAAUGCUACUGCAUUUUUUAUAACUUAAUUCGAUGUUUCAUGGACACAUUUAACCACAAAACAUAAUGACCAAGUAUGGUAAGAAUACAUUGUGAUAGGAAAGGUCAUGCCAUUUAACCCUCAAGGAAAAUUAUAAUUUGUUGUUGUUUUGACAAAAUUGAAUUGCCUUUUGGUAAAAAUAAUCAAAAUCCUAGAAAUAUAUGGUUGGCUGCUAAAUGAAUCAGAGUGUAUUUGUUUGAGUAAAAUAUUUAAUGAAAGUUGCUUGAAUUUGAUAUGAUUCAUGGUUAGAACGAGUGAAUUUAAAUUUAUUCCUUUGUACAUGUCACUAUUAAUUUGAAGAUAUCUAUUAUUUUUUGGAAUGGCAUAAAAAAAAAAUGCCUCUGUCAAUGAAAAGCUUUCAGCUCCCAAUGACUUUUUAUUUAAUAGUGAGUUCAGUUCAGUUUUAUUCAGUGGAAAUUAUAUAAUCACAAGGUAAAUUGUUAGGUCUGAGCCUUCUAAUUUAGUGAUCUUGUGAUCAAAGCUGUGUUUUUUUUCUUUGGUUUAGCUUUGAAUGCACAGAUAAGAGUAGCAGAGAGACCAAUGACAAAGCAAGGCUUAACUGGAAUGAAGACUUCAGCUGGCAGAGGUUAGAUUUAAUUUAACGAUCAAGAUAUAUGGAGCAACAAUUUCAUACAAAGUAAAUCAGCAAUUAAAUAUUCAAAUGUUAUUUCAUAAGAUGAAUGUAAGUUCAGAUUGUUCAAAAACUACACUUGCAUUACUGUAAAUGCAUGUAGUUUAUUGCUUUUGUUUAAUUUGCUGCUGUGUUUACAUUAAGCAAUGUGUUUUUUAUUUAUUGCAUAGUUUAUACUGUAAAGUGGUCAGUUUGAAGAGUUAGGUUCUCUUUGCUUGAAAAUCUUAUGAUGGUUGUUUUUUUCAUCAAGGUCCACAGAGGGCAAUUUAUGAUAAGUCUUUCUACAUGGGGCAACUCAGGUAAGUCUAGGUGUUAUUGAAAUAUUAUACUUUCCAGCAGUCUGGACAAUGAAAUAAUAAAGAUAAGAGAAAAACUCCCAGAUUAUAAGCAGUAUGCAUUUGAAGAGUUUGUCACCCCAGUUAGUGAAAAGAUUAGUUUAUAGUGUGGUUGUUUUCAAGUUUAUAAUUAUACAGAGUUGUAAUAGCCAUUAGACAGUAAUUUCAAAUGUUUGUUUAAAUUUAUGUGUAUAUUUAGCAUCCAAAUCAAUGUCAAUAUCUGAGUAAAUACCCACCUACCCCUCCCUUAACCCAACAUUAGCCCUAUCGUUUUAUUGGGCAACUGUUGUUGGGUUAAGGGAGGGGUACAUGUUGGUGCAUAAUUACGACAUUGAUCCUAGCAUCUUUAACAUCAAUUUAAAAGAGAUGUAAAAAAAUUAUUUUUCUCUUACAAAAAAAUUAUAUGACUAGUUUGUUAUUUAAUUUUUUGCUUGUUUGUUUGUCUUAGGGCAAAAAUUACAGAGCUUGCAGCAGAGAUAGCAAAAAUGCAAAAAGAGGUUGACCAGUUCGACCAAGAGAAUGCAACAUUUCUAACUUAUGAAAAACGGUAUGAUGGGUUUUUUUUUCUUAAUAUAAUUAUUUUUCUGCAGUAUACUUACUAUCAUUAUAAUCUCACAGCUUUUUUACCCUUUACACCCUAAUGUUAGUGUGCAUUUUCUCCAAACUGUUCUUUAUGCAUUUCUUAAGGUACUAGUGAGGAGAAUUUGUUUAACAAUCAAGAGCUUCUUUAGUUGGCGAUCAUUUCCUUUAUUCUCAUGACCUUAAUGUGUGAGUCCAGCAUGAUAUUGUAAGGAGAAAUUAGAUGCCACCCUCUCUUAAUGGUUAAAGGGUUAUGGCAAAUAGUGUAAUGCUGAAUUUAAUUUGUAAAAAUGACAUGAUGUGCUACAAUUUUUGUUUUGCCUGAAUUCAAAUUUCAUGUUUUCCACAUGUAAAUUUAGAAUAAUUGUAAUUGUUGAUAAUGCAAGAAAGACUAGAUGUACUGGAAAUGUUUGGGAUGUCUGCAUUCAUUUUCAAUAUAUAUGAAGAGGAAUUGAUAAAAUUAAGGUUCUCUUUUUCACAUUCCAGAGCUGAAGGUUUAGCCACAGAAAUCAAAGAACUCCAAGGACAAUUAGCUGAUUAUAACACGGUAAUAACACAAAAUUGAUACAAUGUUCUUCUAGCUGUUAAAAUAGACAACGCUAAUUCUAGGUAGUUGAGUAAAUACAGUUGUAAAUGGAAUGAGUGCUCUCUCAUCUUUUCUAUUUUAAAUUUGUAACAGCUGUUGGACAAAAUUAACACCGACACAGAAAUGGAUGACAUUGUUCAAGACUUCAAUGCAGUGAGUUUUUCCUGUUUCUUUAAUCCCAGUUAAAUAAUAUCAGUGUGUGUUGUACAUGUAUGUUCCUUAUGGCCAUUAGGCUGCAAAUGAACACUGAUUGUGAUCUUUUUUCUACUAAAGCUGAAAAUUCAGAAUGAGCGGGAACAGAAUUCCAUUGAUGAAUUAUUCACUCAGAGAAGAGAGUAAGUAAACUCUUACAAUUGUAGUUAGUUACUUGUCGCAUAAAGAAAUUGAUUGUCACCAAAAACUGAGAUGAGUGCAUAGAUUGUCCUUACCACUGACAACACUGUGUGCUGCAACUGGUGUCUGAUAGAUAGUAGAAUAAAAUAUUUCUCAACUGAAUUUGCCAUAUAAGUAUCUAAUAUGGGGGUCACGGUGUUUGGUAAUCAGGCAAGAAAAUCACAUUUUUUUAAUUACUUUUUAGUAAAGAGUGUAUACACUAUAUCCAAACACAUGUGUUCGCUUACUCAUCUGAUCAUUCACCAAUCAAGUUACAUAUACUGUAAUACAAUGAAGACUAUAACGUCAUGGUAACACUGCCUGCCUUUAACUCCCAUGAGUGACCAAGAAAGAAUUUCUCCUCACAAUAUCAAUACAAUAUCAACUAGAUAAAUAAUGAGAAAAAAGAGAAAUAUCAAUUUGGGGAUAAUUAGUUUCAGUUAUUCUCUUCUUUAUAAGAAUUCUAUGACAAAGUAAGAGAAUGAGAAAAAGGUAAAACAUAACAAUCAACCAAUAAAUGUUCAAUAAUUCCACUAAUCUUUCACUAAUUAAGUUACAUAUACCAUAAUACCAUGAUACUCUAACAUCACAGUAAUGCAGCCAGUAAAUUGACUGCAUGUGAUGUUGAUAUUGUUUCUUUAUUCUUUUUUCUUAGCCAAGAGCAGCAGAUAAAGCAACUGACUCAACUAAUUGGUUCAAUAACUCUACCAAUCAUUCACUAAUCAAGUUACACAAAUUCCCCUUGUACCAUAAAGACUCAAACGUCACAAUAAUGCAGCCUGUACAUUAACUACAUGUGAUAUUGAUUGUCUCUUCAUUCUUUUUUCUCAGUAAAGAGCAGCAGAUAAAACAACUGGAGCUUGAACUUGACCAGGAACGGAGAAUGGCUGAGAGCUUGGUGGAAGACAUGGUAAAACUAAGAAUUCAGUUCAAAUUUUGCGGGAAAACUUAGAUUAUUCAUUGAACUGGCUGUUACUAUAUGAAAUGAUUAAUACUGAUAUUUUAAAAAAUUCAAUACACAUGUACUUAAAGGAAACAAGGGUACUGUAGUGGAACUGCUGAAAGUGGAACCUGAAAGCCAGGCCCUCUUUGUAUUGGCAAUAACAUGAUUUUGAGUGCAAUGUGGUGUUAAUAGGCUCACAUAAAUUUUUUAAUUAUGUUAAAAUUCUUACUGAUUAUUAAGCUUAAUCCAUCAUGGUCAAGAAAGGAAUCAGUCAACUUCUAUUCUCCUAACCUUUUUGCUUGGUAAUAUUUUGAUUAUGUUAAAAGAAGUGAUCAUCAGGGUUUUUGAGCUAGAAAAAGAGACGGCAACUUGUUUUUUCCUAAUACAUUUACUAUGUCUUUCACAGACUGCAGUUACAGUUUACCUUGUAUGACCUUACAUUUUGACCAUCUGCACUGUAUAAACAUCAGGAAGCUACGACAAUUCUAGAACAAAUUUAUGAAAAUACAAGCUCUAUUACUUUAAUCUAAUAUUUGAAAGACGUCAGCAUAUGAGUUAACUUUCUAAAUACUUUUAACUAAUAAAACUGUUGCUUCUGUUGUCCUUGUUUUUUAUAGUGUUUUGAAAGACUAAUUCUUUUCCUUUUGUGAUAUUUCCCUGCAGCCUCCUGAUCAGAGAGCAAAGUAUGCUAAGUUGAAAAAUGUCAACAAUUCUCUGCAGACAGUGAGUAUUAAUUUUAAUAUGAUUUUAUUUUUCUCUCUAAGACAACAGUUUUAUUUGGGUAAUUGUGAAGAACAGCUGCCUGAAAAAACCUGUUGGCCAACAGAUGAGCUUAAAACUGUCAGUUUGACUGAUGGCUGACUGUUGGCCAUCACUCAGUUGAUAGUUGGGUAACAGGUUCAUUCAGAGAGUUAUUCCUCACAAUUAACUUUAAUUUUUGUAAACAUUUUUGUAGCAACACACCUUUUCCUGACUUACCCUGGGUAAAAUUCACACAAAUACAUGUUGAUAACAUGUUUGUUAUGAAGAACAUGCAGGUAAAUACAAUACGUGGCUAGAUUCCUGCACGAAGUGGCAGAGGUGCAGCAGUGAACAGCACUGAGUGUGUGUAAAUAGAUAAGGAAAUAUGACACGUUUUUAGUUAAUUUGUAGAAUAAGGAGUUCCUUUUGUUAUGGCUGAAGCAUUCAAGCUACAUGUAAUUUGUUUGCUUCUGAUUGUUGUAAUACUAGUUUUAUGACAUAGAAUGUUUUCUUGCCUUACUUGACAGGAACUUGAACAGAAACAGCAGGACCUGGAUGCUCUCACAACUCGCAUUCAGAAUCUUGAAGAUGUAAGCACUUUAAGUAUAGUACAUUAAAUGUGUUUGUACAGGUCUGUGUAGAGUGCAAUGCAACUUUACAUGUUUGAAAUACCAGUAGUAAUUGUUAUCUUAUAACUAGGCACCUAUUGAGUCACAGAGUCGUGUAUUUGACUGCACAGCAUUGCUACAGGUUUAACUGUUAUAUUAAUAGUGUUUGUUUAAUAUUUCAAUAGGAGGUAUCCAGUUCUCCAGUUAAACAAGAAGCAGGUAUAACAUAUAGUCCUCUUAAAAUGUUUGUACUUAAACCUUUAACUUCAAGAAGUGAUGAAUAUUAAAUGUUCAUCCCUUGAAAUUGUGAGGGAAAUUUCCUUUUUUUCUAAUUUAUUUUUUUAUUUUUUUUAUUUUCCCUCACAAUUUCGAGUUGUUUGCCAGGAAAGUUACUGUAACAAUAGUCAAGGUUACUAGUCAGAGGAUGUUAUUAUCUGAUGAUAAAUACAGCUGUGUAAUACAGCAACGUUUGAUUUACGAUGAAACAUGAUAACAAAAUGUUCAAGGAACAUGUCUAAGGAAAUCAUUUGUGUCUUAUCUCUACUUACAGUGACAUUAUACGAAAAAUUGAACGAACUGGGAGAGAAGAAACAAAGUUUGCUUGAUGAGAUGGAGAAAGAGAACAAAGGAACUCCCGCUGAAGAAAGAGAGAGACUCUUGAAACAGGUAAAUCUCUCGGCGACAGUUUGAGAAUGAUAGGAGAAAUCCGCUAUUGAUUGUUUACAUUGUUUUUGAAUUAGUCAAGUGACUAAUCUGCUCAGGCCAUUUGAUUUUACCCUUAUCGUUGACGGUGGAUAAUGAACAUAGUGGUUUUAAAAAAGUCUUCUCAGACGUGCUUUGUUAGUGAGGUCGUACAACAUGUAUAAAAGAAUACCUCGAUGACUGCUCUUUUAAGAUCCGUUUAACUCAUUUGAAACCUGAGUUUGAUCCAGCUGUUUGGGACCGACGCUUGAUAUGGUUUCGCCAGAGAUUUUGACCUGUUUAACUCUACAAAAAUAAUAAUAAAUUUGUCCUUGUUUAAUUUAGUUUUAAGUAACAAUGAAAGUAUCUUUUUUUUUCUGUACAGGUGAAAGAAGACAAUCAGGAGAUUGCAGGCAUGGAGCGAAAGUAAGGCUUUUCAAAGUUUGUGUGUAUGUUUUUAGUGUUUGCCUUUUUUGUUUCUUUUUAUACAUAUUUUUUAAAUGCAUUUUUUGGUGCUACAGUGGUGUGCAGCUUUUGCCAAGUUUAAUCGUAAGGCUCCAUCCUCUCUCAUUCCUACCACAGCUUUUUGCGCAAGCUAGUAAAAAAAGAUUUACAGAAAGACUGUUAGCAUGCUCUGUAGUUUGUCAUCUGAGCUCUCUGCUAAAAGUCGUGUCAUACUCUGACUGCAGGACCUCUGAACUCCGAGAGAAAAUUGAAGCAGCAAAUGGUGAAAUUCAACAGCUGGAUAUGGAUCUUGAAGAACAUCAAGGUUAGGCAUUUGCAAUACAUGUAUACAAAUAACUGCAUCGUAAGUGGCCUGUGACAUACAGCUGUAGCGAGUGCUUGCGUAAAGACAACCUAAAUCUCGAGAGGUGCGUGCGAAAGGGAGAAAACGCGCGCGUAAUAGAUGGGAAAAAUUCGUCUCGCGCGUUUCCCUCUUUCCACGUGCACUUGCUAUUCAGGUUAGUGAGUGUAUAAUACAUUAUCACGCAUGGAAGCGAACGCGGGUUGUCUUUGCUUCUUUCUUUGUUGUAGUCGUAAAUGUUUCUUUAUUGUGGUGGUUUGUAAGGUUGAAUUUCACAACACAUUAGUGCAGUAGUUUCAGGUAAGAUGGAAACGGGAGAAUAUUUAAACUCAAAUUACAGGUGAACUUAACUUAAACCUCUCUGGAUUUCAGGCGAACGAAAUGUGAAGUACAAAGAGUUGAAAAAGCGGGAAGAAACGAUGGACGGUAUGUACAAGAGUAGCGACAGUGUUCGAUUGAGCGGAGGCAGUGUAGCCAAGUUGUUAGGGCGCUGGUCCUGUAAUCUGUUGGUCCCAGGCUCAUGCUCUCUUCCCUGCUGCUCACUGGAUUUGAUCUCAGUUGCCCCUUAGCUGGCUGCACUUUGUUUUUGACCAGCUAGUCUGCUUCCUGUCAGUUGUGAUUUUUAAACACUUAAUGUUUAUGAUUAUUUACAAUGUUUAUUUCCAAUUUGUUUGUGACACAAGUUUAUCAGUUUGUACCUGUUUAGUGUUACCCUUUGUAAAUAUUCUUCUUAUUAUUAAAACUAUAAUUAUUAUUUAUAUUAUUAUUAUUAUUAUUAUUAUUAUUAUUAUUAUUAUUAUUAUCAAACGUAACGAAAGAUAGCGUGGUUAGUAAGCCUCUUCGGAUGGAGUAUCACAACUGGUAGAAAUAUUAAGACUUGAAAUUGUCGACCUGAAACUUGAUCCAUAACAUGUGCAGUAUACCUGUGUUGUAAUGUUCAUUCUUCUCUGCUUUCUAUAGAAUUUUUGGAAACGUUUGAGGAAGUUAAGGCAAAUGAACAGGUUAGUUCACCAGCGUCCUCUAUCAGUUAACCCUGCAACUCCCAUGAGUGACCAAGACGGAAUUUCUCCUUACAAUAUCAAUACAACAUCAAGCAGAUAAGUCAUGAGAAUAAAGAAAAAUGUCAAUUAGGGAAUUAUCGGUUGAUUCAAUACCAAAUUCCCAGAACUAACCUCAUAAGAAUCGUAUAGCAGACAGUGAGGAGAAUUACUAAUGGAAUCUUGGAAGUAAAAGGAUCAAAGCUUGAAUGUAUCGGACAAUCUCACUUGGUACCAAGAGGAGUGGGGUAGGGGUUGCCAUUCACUCCUCUCUUGAACGUCUAAGGGUUGUAUUCGUACAGGUAUUCCUAGUUAUUGUUUACUUUGAUGUGAUUUUGUAACUUUUGCGAUUUUCAACAGACGAGGAAGCAGCAGUUGGAAAACAACAUUGUGAACGUCUUGGAGCAUAUGAGCAGGGUUAGUUUAUCGCUCUAUUCACAAUCAAGUUUUUUUUUUUUUAAAUAAAAACGCACAGGGAAAGGAAGUUCGAAUCCUUCUUCGGGGCCUCUCCCGUUUGCUUUGUCCCACUUUUGUGACAAAAUGUUUAACGUUUUUCUUAAAAAUGAGUUUUUUUCUUUGGUUUAGUGCGAGGAAGACCUUUUGUACGUUUGAAUCGUUAAACAGUUGUUGUUUUUUUUCUAUAUUCUUACAUCGUUAAAAUAUUUACUGUUGUGGCUCAUGCUCAAUUUUCGCACUUUUUCUCCUGAUUAUUUAGCUCUCUGAUUUUAAACUGAAGUAAUCUGCUGAACUUUAUGGUAGUAAUAACGCGGUCACCGCCCUUCUUUAAGUAAAACUUUACUUUCAUUUGUUUACUUGUCUAUUCAUUUGUUAUCCAACUGCCCAAAGAAGAGUUCAAAUAACGCGCGAAUGGAGUACAAAUAUCCAGCGAUAUUGUAGAGUUGGAUAUUUUGCACCGUGAAAUAACCUGUUUAACCGGUCGGCUGCGCGCUCCACGCUUCUCUAUCUGCUCUGCUUUCCUGCCUUGUGAGAAAUGAGAAGAAAACAAAGUAUUUUGAUAAUAAAAAAAACUCAUUAGACGAUUUGUAAUAUUGCUUAGUAUUUUACUCGUUGUUUGAAUUUAGACUCGCUCGACGGGCUCUUCAAAAGAAGGCACAACCUGUAAAAAUAGUCAGCGAUAGUAUACACCAAAACAUCUCAUGAGAUGCAUUUGUUGACUGUUUUAUCUUUCGUCAUCAGGGAAUGGCACGUACAAAGCACUUACCCAGUCCGGCAGAACUUCAACGAAUGAAGGUACUCUUCAGAUUUUCUUGUAUUAGAGACGCGACUUUCAAAUGAGUGUCGAAGGCAAUUUAGUAUUUUGUUGCAUUCGUAUUGUCUUACUCUGAGAUUGGUGUGGAAAACUCGCGCUACUUUCUCUAGCAAUCAGGUACAGAACGUAGGAUAAUCACGAACUUGGCCACUCGCGCUUGCCGCAUUAUGAGAUUUGUUUGUUUUGACUUCUUGGUUUCUUGAGAAAUUUCCUUUGGUCUGAUCAACCGUUUUAAUUACCCUGGUGUUAAGACAAUCAAUCGAAACUUCCUCUUUUUAUUUUUUUGAUCUUCAACCAUUACAUUCUUAACCCUUAACUCCGAGAGUGGCAAGUGAGAACAAGUCUAAGUCUCUAUACUUUUCUCUGCUUAAAAUUUAAAUUCCUCCUCCUCGUAUUAUCAGGGUUCGUACAGGUCCUGAAAAACCUGUUUUGACAUUUUCAAGGACUGGAAAGUCCUGGAAAAAAGACUACAGGUUCUGGAGAGUCCUGAAAAUCUGCCUGAAUUAGGCAAUAAAGCUUUUAAAAUUUACAUUAUAAGAAUUUUUUAAAGACAAUAAGGUGAAUUGAUUUUGAAAUCAUGGGAAUGAAAGGGUUUAAGUUUAAAUUUGGAGCCCUGGAAAAAUCAAUCUAAGUCCUGGGAAAGUCCUUGAAUUUCUUUCUGAAAAAAGGUACCAAUCCUAUAGUAUACAUAUUCCUUUUCACCUUCCGGAUCUUCUACUUUUCAUUCCCUUUCUUUCCCACCCCUAUAUCAGCCCUCAUCUGUCCGUUCUAUCCUGUCAUUCUCCCUCGCCAACCUUUCUCUCUCUUUUUUUGCCAUUUUCUUAUCUAAAACUUCAUUUCAUAUUAGUGCUUGAUUCCAAGAAACUGACUUUGCCAGUUCCGUCAGAAGAAGUCUAAGAUUCUGUAUAUACCAUUUAGCUAACGCUGUGUUUUUCCUUUCGGGCAGGAUGAUCUAAACUUUAAAGAAACAGAAAUGCAUAAGUCCCAGUCUACGGCGACCAGUUUAGGGUCAGGUAAGGGCUGGAACGCACAAAACCUGCAAACGUCGUUUAUUUGUUGGCCCAAAUAUGACCUGUAACGUGGUAGUCUUUGGUUUAGUUAUAGUUUGUUUCUUGUGUUUUUAUUUUCAAUUUUUUUUCUAGAGCACACCCGUCUUCAAAUGGAUCUGGAGAAAGUUGAACAGGUGAGGAGAAAUAGAAAGUACUAGUAGAGGUACUCUAAUAGUAGGACACUACAUUUCAAUUACUGCAUUCAUGUAACGGUUGUUCUUAAAUAAUUUGAGGUGAUUUUUUUCUUUGUAUUCAACAGCUCGAGACAAAAAUAACGACAGAACUUGAAUCACUGAAAGAAAGAAUCCAGACAAUGACGCAGGUGAUAAUUUUACUGUUUUUUUAACGACAAUGUUUUGAAUUAUAAUUUCAUAGCCCAUGCCAUCCAAAAAUUUAAACAGGUUUUUUGUGUCUGUCAUUCAUGUCAUUUAUUCAUUCAUGAAAUCAUUCAUUGUUGCAUCUCAGUAUCUCUAUCAUCCAUCCAGUUUAGCACAGAUGUAAUUCAUCGACCGUCCAUUUAAUAAUUUGCAGUACAGUUCGUUCAUUUGAUCCGUCGUGUCUUCAUUAGUCUGUUUCCUGCCGUUUUGUGUUUCUGUCACUUCGUUCCAUCCUUUCUCUGUUCAGCCAAUCCGUCAUCUACAUCCUUAUAUGUAUUGUUUGCCUUUAGGAACUUGAAACAUUUAGCGAUCUGGAUGCCCUGAGAGACCAGUCAGAGGAGAAAAAAACGGUAAGCUUUCCAUACCUUGUCCCUAAUAACAAACGCUGAUGAAAAAGUUCACCUUCUUCAUUUAAAUAAACAAAUAUUGUUACUUUUUGUCUUGUCGAUAGCGUUUGUAUGGAGAAAAGAAGACACUGUCCGCAAGGAAAGAAACAUUUAAAAAGCGUAAGUUGAGUCAUUCGUUAUUCGUUCCUUCCAUUUUUUUAGGUUGUUCUCUGUUUAAUUAUUUAUCAGUUUUGAUCUUGUUUUAAUUUUGUUUUUUUUUCUUUUCAUUCGUGUCGAUGUUCACUUGCAUGUUCUUUCUUUCUUUCGUUUGGUCGUUAUUAACUCAGUUGAUAAUACUAAAUAAGGAAUAUAUUCCUUUGUUUUUGUGUUUGUACAUAUAUCUUAUCAUUCGUGUGUUUGCGAUCUCCUUUCAUCGUUGUUAAUGUGUUGAUCUUUCGUCAUUUUAUUUCCCUUUUUUCACGUUUUUAUCUGUCUAUUUAUGUGUUUGUUUGCUCGUUUUUCCUUAGACCGUUUUUUUGGUACUUUUUUUUAGUGUCCAUUAUCAAAUCAGUGCGGCAUAAUUCCACCCUUUUUUGUUUUUUUGUUUUUUUAGACGUUCAGAGGCUGUCUUCACUUUAUGAUGCUACGAAGAGUAAACUAAUGGAAAACGAGACACAUUCUCAGGUACUACUUGUCACAAACGCAACCAACAUUUCAUCUUCAUCGUCGAUAAUAGGAACCACCUUGAGCACUUAAGUGUUCACGUUAUAAUCGUUGUCUUCUAAUUUCGUUGCAGCUUGGAAACUUAGAAAGAAAAUGGCAACAUCAUGAACAAAAUAACUUUGUCAUGAAGGAGUGUAUCCUUUUGAUCCGAAUAAAAUGAAAAAAAUAUAUUGUGGAUGGUGGAAUCGUCCGGUUCUACAAAAUUUACAUUGUAAUCUUUAAAUUUAAAACCUAUGGGGUAAGCUCAAGUGUGGGGCCAUAUAAUAGAAGUUAGUCUCAGACCAACUGACAGGAAGUUUUUAAUAAGAUACUUUUAUUUAACCUAAACACUAAAAUGUUUUACUCUAAGGGAUGCCCUCGACAUAUGAGAAAUAGAUGACUUUUUGACUUAAAUUACCUGCACUGCGACAUAUCCUUGACUUUACUCAGUUAUUGCUACAAAAAGCAUGGAGAGCGACUAUCGGCCUCUGAAGCAAAAUGUGUCGGAACAACUGGAGGACAUCAACAAACUGCUGAUCCAGUCUCUUGGAAAAUAACCUCUAACCUCUAACCUCUCACCCUAAUAUUUAUUCCUAAUUGCAUUCUGUCUCGAAAGUAAUGACGUGUUUACUUUGGUUCUACUUUUACUGAUAUUUCUUAAUGGUAUCAAAAACAUCUGUGUCCUUUAGUGAAUCAAAGCACAGAUUCGGUUCACUCUAACCAAUCAGGAGCAACCAACGAGGUUCUCCGUGUUUUCCCUGCGCUUGGCGGUGUGAGUGGAUUGUUUUCCCGGGCUUGACUUAUUCUGUUAUUCAACUUACCCGCGAAAAAUUACCAUACAAGUUAAGGAAGGAAUGAUAAAAUGCGUUGGUGGUUGUGAUCGAAUGAUACUGCAACCUGUGCAAACAAUUCUUGGUUGGAAAAAACCAGUAGACCCAUUCUCCUUCGCUUCUGGUUCUCAGAAUGUCACACUGAGCAAUUGAAAUCAAACCAAGAUGAUUCCUAAAUUUAUUUAGGCAAGUCAGAGAGGAUAGAUUGUGUUAGUAUUUUUUUGGUUAAAGGUAGGAUGGGUCUGUGUAAGGGGAUAUGGGUGACAACGAGAGAGUGCUUCGACAAAUGCAUGACGCCCUACCCUUGAAAGUCACGCACUUUAUUUUCAUUGUGGCACAUGUUACCGUGACUAAUUACAGUCUUAUCCCACAACAAACUACUAAGGCUUAUCAACAACUUGUAAACAAUUAUCAUGUCUCUUGCAUUUACUCGUUAUAAAACGAAAAUAUGCGUCCUUCUUCAUAUGAAUGCGUCUUGUCUUUUCUACAUAAUGGUUUACGGAAAACUGAUCGUCUUUUGAAAAAAAUCUCGAGUUGAUGUGGACUUAAAAGGUCAAAAAAGACAUCGCCGAGUCUCUAAACAAUAAAAAGUAUAUAAGUUUAUUGCAAUCUGAAGUUUCACAAUGAUGUGGAACAAAAGGAAGAAAAUUAUAACUAUGAGCAACAGUGAAAUUGAAUUUGCAGCGGCUU
Messenger RNA from Pocillopora meandrina, 16240 nucleotides. The record is from the annotation of a GenBank genome assembly. Lineage: Eukaryota; Metazoa; Cnidaria; Anthozoa; Scleractinia; Pocilloporidae.